CCGCUUACGUCAUCUGUGCGCGCCGCGCGCGGGCCGUGCCGCCGCCAUGGUGCAGCUCGGGAGCCGCCUCCUGAGGGGCCGCAGCGGCCACGUCAUCAUCCGCUUCGCGCUGGGGGGCUGCACCAACCGCCCGUUCUUCCGCAUCGUGGCGGCCAACAGCCGGCGCGCCCGCGACGGGAAGUACCUGGAGCAGCUCGGCUGCCUGGACCCGCUGCCCAACGCGCACGGCGAGAAGGUGGCGGGGCUCAACCUGGAGCGGCUGCGCUACUGGCUGGGCUGCGGCGCGCAGCUCUCCCGGCCCGCCGAGAAGCUCCUGGGGCUGGCGGGGUUCCUGCCGCUGCACCCCAUGACGGUGACCGGCGCCGAGAGGCUGCGCCGGCGGCGACAGCGCGAGCAGCAAACAGAGGCUGCCCCUGCGGAGGGCUCGGCCGAGACCCUAACCGACACCGGAACCGGUACCGGAACCGCGCCCUGACACGGCCCGGCCGGGAGGGGCCCGAGCGGCC
Molecule: messenger RNA, 506 nt
Organism: Melozone crissalis (California towhee)
Lineage: Eukaryota; Metazoa; Chordata; Aves; Passeriformes; Passerellidae
Gene: MRPS16
Product: mitochondrial ribosomal protein S16
Exons: 3
Coding region: 47-475 (142 amino acids)
Biological process (GO): mitochondrial translation
Cellular component (GO): mitochondrial small ribosomal subunit; ribosome
Molecular function (GO): structural constituent of ribosome
Source: RefSeq, a predicted model, not a curated record